This is a messenger RNA of Chelmon rostratus (copperband butterflyfish), 2855 nucleotides long. RefSeq names its product MISP family member 3 (gene misp3). Bases 85 to 2673 code for a protein of 862 amino acids. The transcript is spliced from 4 exons. The record is from RefSeq and is a predicted model, not a curated record. Lineage: Eukaryota; Metazoa; Chordata; Actinopteri; Chaetodontiformes; Chaetodontidae.
CUGUCACGCACUGAAGAUGACUGGAGAAUUAUAGUCAGGGGAAUACAGGAGAAACACCCUUAAGUGCUUCAAAGGCUUGUAACCAUGGAAAUAAGAGAUCCCAGACCGAGUCCUCAAGGUGCGGUCUCCCAGGAUGAUGGUGGUCUGUGGAUGACGACAGACUCCAAUCCUGUGACAGACCACACAGACAGCCCAUCGGUAACCUGUGGCCAGGAGCCCCAAGAUGAAACCAAGGUCACCCCCGCUGCCCCCGCACUUAUCACUAGAUACUACAGUGUGAUGGAUGAUGAGGGUGUAGAUGAUGUCUUCGUCCCACCGCCUCCAGCCUACAUGGCUCCUUUGCUGCCAGCAGAGGGCAGCAGACACGCAAUGGUGAAUAAUCCCAGUGUGACCCUCACAAAUGGGGCAGCUGACGCCACAAAGGCUAAAGCUAAUCCUGGUGGCUUAGACUGGCAUCAUGGUGAGGAGCAGUUAAUGGCAGCACACAACGAGGAGGAUGAAGUGAAAGCAGGUACAGCACAGACAUCUAAGGAGUCUAUGGACACCGCGUCUCUGUCCAAAGACAAGGACUCCACUCUACUAAAAGACCAAAUAUCCAUGGAGGGCACAGGUAGUGUGGAACCUGAGGUCAUUCUGAGUGGAGGACAGGAAAACUGGAGGGAAACUGAGGCAGAGACAGACAAAUAUCAAAAGCAGGUACCUUCAAGCAUUGAAGAAAACUCUGAAAAUGACAAAACAGCAUCCGGAGACAUUUGUGGUCUUGCCGAGACAGAUUCAAAUCUAAAGGCAGAAAACGUCGACUUCGAUGGUGUGGAGACAAAUACCCCAACGCGGUCUAAUCUCAGUGUGAAUGAUGAUGACUUUGAGUCCUGUGGGCCACCAGAGCUCUGCAGAUGCAACCAAAACAAGAUGGAGGCAGCGACCAACCAGCCACAGGUACCAAAAAUCCCAACAGAGAUGUCCAAUAAUGAUGAAGCGCAUGUUGACACCAGAUCUUUGGACUACAACCUCACAAAGUAUGAUUGGGUGAGGAGAGAGAGUGGCACUGGCGAAACACUAGAGCCUCAACUCCCCAUCUCCAAAGACUCUGAAGAGACGGUGAGUAAGGGAGACCACGGAGAUGGAAGCAGGAGAAUAGCUACUGAUAUACAACAAGGAGAGCAACUGCUUCAACGUCUGCAACAGGUACAACUACGACAGGAUGUAUGCAUAUCAGAGAGCUCUCACACCUCCCAGCAGGUUGUCAAUGAGACAAGAGGCGAGACAAAGGGUAUGCUUGGGACUGGAGUAGAUGAUCUGGAAACAAGAGAAGGGGAUCUGACAGGUGGAGAUGACAAGGAAGAAAGUAGAUCUCACACUGUCGAGGACGAGGGAGGAGAGACGAAACUGAUGGAAAAGAAUGAGAGUGAAGACGCUGAUAGAAAAGCAAGGAUGUCGUCAACCGUACCUGUACAGGCAGAGUGUCACAUGAUUGCCAGAACAGAGGCAGGUGACUCUGACGAUGAGCAAAGGGACAACUGGAUGUCCCCAAUCCACCCGCAUGAAACAUCUUCCACACAAAUUCCUUUCCCAUCUACCCGUCACCGCUUAUCAGCCGCUGAGACCUCCAUUGAGAGGCAAAUUCAAGAGGUAGCCCAAGAGAAGCAGAACCUGCAGAGAGCCAGCGGUCUCUUCAACCUUGCAGAUAAUCCAGAUGUACUAGAGAUCCCUUUUAAGACCAGUAUCUCAUUUGAGCUACUUACCACCACAGCUGAACAGCCUAGCCAGCGCAGCGGCUGGCAGUUCUCCGAGGAGAAGAUGCAGAAGGAGAUAAGUCAGGAGAUCCAGAGAGAACUGGUGCUGGUCAACCAGGGGAAGAUCCCGGGGGGGUACAGCAAAGGGGAAAUCCGCCAAUUAAAGGAGACAAAACUGCUGUUUGAGGCCUUCCAGCAAGAUAACACCGAGGGUCCGACAAGGCACCGGAAAUCCCCUACCUCACUGAUGAAAAGUCACGUUUACCCAUCUGUGCUAGAGCGCACACGUAGCCUAGAGAUGUUUUCACUCAAGAGUCGCCCCGUUUCCAGAGCACAUUCCCUCAGGCUGUACAAAUCAUCCUCUGAGCGGGAGAAAAGUCCCGAAGACUUCCGAUCAAAGAGCCCAACUGGUGGUUCUCGAGACAAAACACGUCUAUUCCCUUACCCAAAACAGGACAAACACGUGCGCCUGUACAGAAGCAUGGACUCCAUAAACACUGACGCGCCGGUUGUGGAGACUGGGAACAAAACUAGGGAGGGAAACACGACACAACAAUCUCCUAUCCUCAAACAAAACCCCUUCUACAAGUUGCGACCGGCCCUGGCUCUGCAGCCAGACGUCGAGAAGGACAUCCGGGAGGCCAGAGAAAGAGAGGAGGAGCUGCGCAGACAGAGAUGCACACUGUACGGAGAGAACAGGCAGAAUAGUGAAGACGGGGAAAAGUCAGGAUUCAAACCGUCGCUCGUCCCAGACGACAGGCGACAGUCCAGGGGGAAACUGGAACGGGUUUGGCCGCCGCCGUCCAAGAAGGACCAGACGAAAUCUGAGCAGACACAGCAGGAGCCAAAAGUUCACAGAGCAGGAGGUCAGAAGCCUCCUCUCUGGCAGCGCUGGGAGUCCGGCCUGGUCAACGGACAGCCGUCAAAGGAAAAGAACUGAUACUUCAACACUAUAAAUAGAAUAUCUAUGAUCUGCCAUGCUAGAGCUGCACAAGGCCAAGAUUAAUCAAUAUGACUAAAGAUAGCUCCAUCUUAACUGCUUUCUGGCUCUUCUAACUCUGCUUUGUAUCUGUGUCAAAUAUUCCUUUUUGAUAAUACUAGUUUAAUUCAGCACAUCAAUAA